AUGACCAAGACAUGGACCAACUUGAGUUUGAAAGCUGUUUUCGAGUAUGUAGAAGCAAAUAAGCGGCUCAAAAUAAUAUCCCAUUGUCCAACACUGCGUCCUAUCGAAAAGGAAACCCCACUGCAUCUGGAUUGCCUAUCGUUUAGGAAAAAUGAGAUCUGGCUUAACAAAAGAUUCAUACAACCAAAGACAUACAAAUACAGAGCUGUCAAGAAUAUAGAAAGACUCAAAUCAUUCUUGAGAGGAAGGAAGAGUAUCCGGACUAAGGAACUGGAAGUUCUAGAUUUAAGUUGCAUUCCAAGAAAUCUGAAAAUUUAUGUGGAUUCGGUGAACUCUGGAGAUUUGGACUUUUCACUAGUGCUCUCUUUCCUUGAUACAACAUAUAUUGCAUAUGCCGAAAUUGCUGGAAAGUUGGUUAUUCGGGUUAGUGAAGUGAAUAGAGGAACACUGGAAAGGAUGACAGAUGUUUUGUUCAACGCCAGAAACCAAAACAUAAUAUUUGAAAACUUCCGUUUAGAGGCAGAAAGCAUGGCAGUGCUUGUUCAAUCAUGGCAAGAAAACCAAUACGAGAUUGGGAGGAUUUUUACUUCAUAUAUCCAAAACAUAAUAACAGGAUCACCAGGUUUUGUGGAAGACGUACUGGAAAGAUCGAAUGGACAAAAAGUCGUUCUCAAGAGCUGUGAUUGGCCAAGAAUAUUGUAUUCACCGUGCAUUACCUUCCCAUGCAACCCGACAUCUGAGUUGGUUUUGUACAGCUGCAAACGUGAUUACUUCGGACUGAAUCAAACAAAAUUGGAAAUGAUGCCGAUCGGAUCAACUCGCCCAGCUACCAUUCUUGAUUGUGCUAACUGCCACAGAUUAGAUCUACGUCACUCAUCUUCUGCAUAUCCACGUCACUACCUUCAAGACUCAGCAAACAUAUCUCCUCGUCGUGGUUUAGAGACCGUCAUCUCCACCUCUCGUUGUGUACGACACUAUUGCACAGUGUUCGAGUCUUGCAAUUUACUAAAUUCAUGA
Molecule: messenger RNA, 1017 nt
Organism: Caenorhabditis remanei
Lineage: Eukaryota; Metazoa; Nematoda; Chromadorea; Rhabditida; Rhabditidae
Exons: 5
Coding region: 1-1017 (338 amino acids)
Source: RefSeq, a predicted model, not a curated record